AUGGAGACUACCCUGUUGCUCGUGGUCGCAGUGAAAGCAUUGCAAGUAUACGCUGAUGAUCAAUUCGGCACGCCGAAGACAAAAAAGAUCAAGAGAAUAAAGCGUGAACUCAGAAUAUGCGCCAACCUCAAGCAUCCAAAUAUUCUACCCAUUUAUGGUUAUACGUAUGGGUUCGGCCCAUUCCUAGCGAUAGUCAGUCCUUGGGCGGAGAAUAGUAACUUGACAGUCUAUUUGGAGCGUGAGGGUGCGGCUCUUACUCUCGUUAGACGAUUCCAGCUGCUAAGAGAUAUCAUAGCUGGUCUGCAAUAUCUCCACACCAACAGUGUCAUCCAUGGUGACUUCAAUGGGCCUAAUGUGCUCAUCCAUGGUGAUGGUACUGCAUGUGUUGCCGACUUUGGUCUCUCCUUGAUGUAUUCCGAGGUUAUAAGUGCCUCUCAGGCAUCUUGGACGUCCACGCUCAAAGGAAACAUGCGAUGGAUGGCUCCUGAGCUGCUUGUACCAGAGAAGGAGGAUGGUUCUCCAACUCGUCCGAGCAAGCAAAGCGACAUCUUUUCGUUCGGCGGUAUCAUGUUGCAGGUCCUCACCAACAAAAUCCCUUAUUAUUACCUCCCAAAUGAUGCCGCAAUCGUCCUAUGCAUAGCUAGGUUGGAAAUGCCCUCCAGAGCUCGUUAUCCUGAGAUCCCUGAAAAAUACUGGACACUUAUGGAGCAAUGUUGGUCUACUAAGCCUCUGGAACGCCCAUCGACGGAGGGAGUUGAUGUCACGAUCAGGAAUGAAUUUCACUUGUAUAAUCAACGCAGGCUCACCGCAAGACUUCUCUUGUAA
Suillus subalutaceus is the source of this 825-nucleotide messenger RNA. Its product is annotated as kinase-like protein. Lineage: Eukaryota; Fungi; Basidiomycota; Agaricomycetes; Boletales; Suillaceae. Gene Ontology annotation, cellular component: cytoplasm. The transcript is spliced from 7 exons. Gene Ontology annotation, biological process: signal transduction; protein phosphorylation. The record is from RefSeq and is a predicted model, not a curated record. Gene Ontology annotation, molecular function: protein kinase activity; ATP binding. Bases 1 to 825 code for a protein of 274 amino acids.